This is a messenger RNA of Morus notabilis, 1044 nucleotides long. Its product is annotated as NEDD8-conjugating enzyme Ubc12. Gene Ontology annotation, cellular component: nucleus. Gene Ontology annotation, biological process: protein neddylation. Lineage: Eukaryota; Viridiplantae; Streptophyta; Magnoliopsida; Rosales; Moraceae. Gene Ontology annotation, molecular function: NEDD8 transferase activity. The transcript has 6 exons. The record is from RefSeq and is a predicted model, not a curated record. The coding region runs from base 107 to 661 and encodes 184 amino acids.
CUUUCAGAUUCCUUCUUAGCCAUCUCUAUCUCUUUCUUCUCUCUCUCUCUCUGUGCAAAAAGCAAAAAGCCAAAAGCCCCUGUACUUCAUAUAAGCACCAGGAAAAAUGAUUAAGCUAUUCAAAGUGAAGGAAAAGCAGAGAGAGAUUGCAGAAAAUGCAAAUGGAAAGCCACCUGUCAAGAAGAAAACUGCUGGAGAAUUGCGUCUUCACAAAGAUAUCAGCGAGCUGAACCUACCAAAAACAUGUACUAUAUCGUUCCCCAAUGGCAAGGAUGAUUUGAUGAAUUUUGAGGUUACAAUCCGGCCUGAUGAAGGAUAUUAUGUGGGUGGUUCAUUUUUGUACUCCUUCCAAGUUCCUUCUGUUUACCCUCACGAGGCACCAAAGGUCAAGUGCAAGACGAAGGUGUACCAUCCUAAUAUUGAUUUGGAAGGAAAUGUCUGUCUCAACAUUCUAAGAGAAGAUUGGAAGCCUGUUUUGAAUAUAAACACCAUAAUAUAUGGACUGUUUCAUCUUUUUACGCAACCCAAUUAUGAAGAUCCCCUCAAUCAUGAUGCUGCUGCCGUUUUAAGAGACAACCCAAAGUUGUUCGAAACCAACGUGAGGAGGGCAAUGGCUGGCGGUUAUGUGGGGCAGACCUUCUUUGCCCGGUGCAUGCAUUAAUGUUAUUUGUUUGAGCGCCAUAUCCUUUGGUUGAAGAUUCAAGGCCUGUACAUUUUGGUCACAAGGCUUCUUUCCAAUGUGGCCAUCGCCCUGUCAAGACGCUAGUGCUUCAUAAUCAGGCAAGGCCCACCUGCCGUAAGGUGCAUCUACAUGCUUCUAGAACUUUGUGGCAUGCUUGUGAUAUGCUCAGAAACUUCAUAACUUUUUGUUGUUUAAUAUCAAUCAUUGGAAGGUGCUGGACUUGGAAUUUAGUAACGUUACCUUGUGUACUCAUUUCUGUUAUCUUUCAGAGGUAAGAACUUAUUUCUCGCCGCCAUGUUGAUAAGGUGACUUGUGUCUGUAUUGUAUACUACAACCUGCAUGUUCUCCUGACAAUAUUUGUG